GAGAAAGACACUGACUGGGCUGUGUGAGCCACAUCUGGAAUAGUAGCUACAAAGAAAGAGUCGAGAGAAGCAGAAGAACCUCGGCGGUACUUUCCCAGCUCUUCAGUUUAGCACUCCCUUUUCACGGAAACUUCCUGCUUUGCCUUUUUAUCUACUUGGAAAAUGUUGCUCAUCCUGCUUGGCGUGAUUAUUUUGCACUUAGUGAUACUCAUUCUUCUCAUUGUGUCAACAGCCGCCAGUGCCUGGACUGUAGGUGAGGGUAGUAGCAGAGAUCUAUGGUACGACUGCACGACAACUAAUGGAGACUACCGCUGCAGGGCAGCCAGCAAUGAAGACUGGAUCCAGGCUGUACAAGCCCUGAUGAUCCUGUCCUUGCUCUUCUGCUUCUUCUCCCUCAUUGCAUUUCUGUAUCAGCUCUUCAGACUUGUCAAGGGUGGACGCUUCUUCUUCACCGCAAUCUUCCAGGUCUUGGCAAGUUUGUUUGUGAUGUGUGCUGCGAUCAUCUACACUGUGAUGAGUCCAGAUGGCACACAGUUCGGCUAUGCCUACGUGCUGGCCUGGGUAGCUUUCCCUCUCUGUCUCAUCAGUGGCCUCAUUUAUAUCAUCCUGAGGAAAAAAGAAUGAGGGGUAGUUAGGAGACCCCUUACGACAACAUCGCACUGUGCCUACUGCCCACAGACCAUAGACUGACAUCCCAACAAUACAAUAAAAGUUCAUGUGUCACUAACCAUUUUUAAACACAAAAAGGAGACAACCGCCAUAGCUGUCGAUCUUCUGUUGCUGUAUACCAGUAACCAUUAUGUUCCAUCCUGUAUUCACACCUCUUUGUGAAUUUUUACAAACACUGCACGUUACCUGUGUUGGUAGAGUGUUUUCAGAAUGUGCUUAGAAAUGUGUGGGUGACAUAUUGACUUUUGUUGCACACUAACACCUGACUUCCACAAAUCCAUCACGUGUGGUAACAGAUGAGUAACCCUGCCUUGCUUCAGUACAAACAUGUACAUAGUGUCUGUGGUUUUUAGACAUAUUUAUAACAUUUUACAUACAUUUUGUACAUAGUGUUGUCAAAUUAACAUUGUCAUUUCGUGAUAGAGUUUGUCUCUCACAAAUCAUGCAGCUGUGCCAAAGAGAUGUCGCUUUAACUGCCAGAUUGUUUUGUUUGUUUGUGUGUGUGUGUGUGUCACAUGCUUUGGACAAUGUGCCUUACCAAGAGUAUGUUUUUUUUUAUGAAGGAAAUAGGUAAAUCUUCAAAAAAAAUUUCAACAAAUAAAAUAACAGUACAAAGUGUUAAUGAACUCAUUAUUUUUUUUUCUGAAUUAUCGUACUUGAUACACUAAAUGAAAAUGUUUUGCAUUUUGUAAUCUAGUUUUGAAAAAUGGUGCUUUUUAUCUACUAUUCAUGAAAUGUAUAGCCUCCUUUGUGUUGUGAGUGUGUCAUCUCCUGUGAUCAAGUUGCUUUGUACAAACCCAAGUUUGCAUUUUUGUCAGUAUUCUUCUAAAUAAACAUUUUGAAAUUUGUUGUGCU
Molecule: messenger RNA, 1524 nt
Organism: Monopterus albus (swamp eel)
Lineage: Eukaryota; Metazoa; Chordata; Actinopteri; Synbranchiformes; Synbranchidae
Gene: pmp22a
Product: peripheral myelin protein 22a
Exons: 5
Coding region: 163-624 (153 amino acids)
Cellular component (GO): plasma membrane
Source: RefSeq, a predicted model, not a curated record